UAAAAAGCAUAAAGGCCUCCUAAGCCCAAGCAUCGUUGUGUUCAACUUUGCGGGCACUUAUUCAAACUGAAAAUUGUGACCGAGAGCAACCCGGUCCCUGACCCCAUCACUCUUCCCAAGCCCUACUUACACCACCAAACUUUGCCAAAAAUGGGCUCUCCACGAGGAAACCGCGCUCUUUGGCUCUCGUCCUACUCGGAGCCCCUCAGAAUUGUCGACCUCCCCGUCCCGGAAGCACCGACGGGCACUGCCGUCGUGAAAAUCCUCGCGACGGGCAUCGUCCCAUACACACACCUCUGCCACACGGGCAAGCUCCCACAGAUGAACAUCCACCCGCCCUUCGUUCCGAACCCCAACGCCAUCGGCCGUGUGCACGCCGUUGGGCCGGACGCUGUGCGCGUCAAACCUGGCGACCUCGUCUAUGUCGACGCGACGACCCGCGGCCGCGAUGAUCCAAUCAACGUCAUGGUCAUGAUCGGCCAUCUCGGCGGCGCCGGCGACGCGGGUCAGAAGCUCAUGAAAGAGUGGCGCGACGGCUCGCUGCAGCAGUACCAGAAGGUGCCCCUCGAGAACGUCUACCUCUUGAACGAGCAGCGCCUCACGGGCGAGCUGGGCUACGGCCCGGCCGAGCUGUCUACCAUUGCGCACUACUCGGUCGUUGGCGGCGCGUUGUUGGAGGCCGCCGACGUCAAAGUGGCUGAGACAGUCGUCGUCGGGCCUUCGGGCGGCUCUUUUGGUGGCCUCGCCGUCGAGGUCGCUCUCACCGUCGGCUGCAACGUUGUGGCGCUCGGCCGCAGCGAGGCCAAGCUCGCGGCGAUGCGCGAGAAGCUCGGCGGCAACGCGCGACUCCGGACGGUAUUGAUGACGGGUGACGAGGACGCCGACGCAGCGGCGAUCCUGGCAGCAACACCCUACGGCGCGGGAGCGGACGUGUACAACGACUGGACGCCCGGGGGGCUCAAGAACCCGCCGUACCUUGGGGCCGCGCUGCGCACGCUCAAGCGCGAGGGUCGGGUGGUUCUCAGCGGCGGCGCGAGCGAGACGCUACCGAUGCCGUACGCGCAGUUCGGCCUGAAAAAUCUCAAGCUGUUGGGCAAGUGGAUGUGCGAGAGGCGGACGCUGUUGCAGGUGAUCAGUAUGAUCGAAGGAGGCCAGCUGAGGAUCGGGAAGGAGAGCGGCAGCGAGAUCAAAGUGUUCACGCUCGACCAACACGAAGAGGCGACGGAGUUUGCGAGGGUUAAUGGCGGGUGGAGGAACUACACGGUAAUUGCUCCGAGUCCGUACGAGACGUCCCUUGCGAUAUGAGACAUUGCUUCGGGUGGGCAUGGCUCAACGAGGGCUGUGCAUGUUGAAAGCAUGGAUGAAAUAGAAAGGCAGUGCUAGAUAAUCCCGGCAAUACGCCUGCCCUGUUGUUUGUCAUUGUAUCUAUGACAGGCGUUGCAUCCACGGAAGACGGCCGCGCGCGCGGGCAUCUGCAUGCUGUGUGUCAUCGAAUAGGGCGUGACCGGCUUUCGACGUGCGGCGUAGAAGUGGAUGGCCAAGACGGGAUAGUCACAGAUAGUCAACUUGAUUAGGUAGGUAGGUAGUUAGUGAGGCAGUAAAUUAAUCACAACAUU
Colletotrichum destructivum is the source of this 1616-nucleotide messenger RNA. RefSeq names its product Putative GroES-like superfamily, alcohol dehydrogenase-like, NAD(P)-binding domain superfamily. The record is from RefSeq and is a predicted model, not a curated record. Gene Ontology annotation, molecular function: oxidoreductase activity. Gene Ontology annotation, cellular component: mitochondrion. Lineage: Eukaryota; Fungi; Ascomycota; Sordariomycetes; Glomerellales; Glomerellaceae. Bases 151 to 1305 code for a protein of 384 amino acids. The transcript has a single exon.